AUGCUCAUGAAAAGGACAUUCCAAUUCCCCAGACUCCCAAUUGAAAUCCGUCUGCGGAUCUACGAGCUCGCGAACCAACCCCAAUUGGAACCACGAUGCGUCGAAAUAUGCAUACAUCCGACUACAGGUAUCCUCUACUCAAAAGCAGCACCUCCACCCCUCCUCCAUGUCAAUUCCGAGUCACGACAAGUGGUCUUGCGAAUCUACAAACCGUGGCUCCCCCAAUUCAAGGAUAGUGUUGCCCAUGCGCCGUAUGCCAGGUUGAGCAAGCUGUAUCCAACAGAGACGAUCUCUCGUUUACAGAACAUCUGCGUGCAUCUCGAGCAUGAUACCUUGUUUGUGCGCAUGGGUGCUGAACAUCUUUCCUCCAGCCUUCUUGGACCUGUCGAACAAUUGCAUCUGCGGCAGAUUGCAAUGGAAUCUAACCCUAAGAUGCCGCCCCCCUUCUUCUUUUGUUAUACUAUUUUCCCGGGAGCACUCACCGAAUCAUUGGUAAUGACUUCGACAAAACACGUCCAACUAUUGUCACAGUUACGGGAUUUGAGAGCCAUCAAGGUAUGUUAUAGCGGGCAUGAUGAGGCUUCACACCAGGAAAGGGAAUUUCUACUGAGAUUGUAUCCCCGGUCUCGAGCCCUUGCCGAGUAUGAGUGGAAAGUCCUUGAUCCAUUGACUUCAACCGUCGAGUCUCGGGGUUUAUUGACCUUGGAACAUGUGAAAUUGGAAGAGCUGCUACCACAACCUCCUAAAUAUGCCAAGCCAUGGACAUCCUACAAGCACCCAGUUGUUGGCACCACUGUUUUGUCCUCAGCUACUGAAUUACAAAUUCCCAACAAUCCUAAGCUGCCCUCGCCAUAG
Hymenoscyphus albidus is the source of this 855-nucleotide messenger RNA. Lineage: Eukaryota; Fungi; Ascomycota; Leotiomycetes; Helotiales; Helotiaceae. The record is from the annotation of a GenBank genome assembly.